This is a messenger RNA of Amoebophrya sp. A120, 9600 nucleotides long. NCBI's taxonomy places the organism in Eukaryota, Dinophyceae, Syndiniales, Amoebophryaceae. The record is from the annotation of a GenBank genome assembly.
GCUGAAACCAGUAGAAAUGUAGAGAUGUUGUGCUGGAGGUUCCUGCGAAGGCAACAAGAGUAGGCACAAGCGGAAGUUGAUAGAAGUUGCAGACCUCCAGGGUCAUCUCAUAAACUGUCCUAGCUACAGGGUCAACUUCAAAUGAAUUCCUCGAAGUACUAGUAGCUACGCAAAGAGAAGCUUUUGCGCCCGAUAAAGCGAAUCUAAGUGGUAACAACAUACGUCGUAAUCGUUCGUUCUCACUUGCUUUUUCAAGCGCCAACCCGCCGCGCCCGCGCUCGUCCAUCCGGCAUACAGCGUUCAUCCAUCAAGAGGCCUGAAUAUUGAUUCUUCGUUCAUCGGGCUGCACCGCACGACACACGAUGGGAAAGUCCAAGAAGAAAAACAGUGUGAACCACAAGGCAGGAAACCCGUCGAACGGAGGUGGCGCAGCCAACACGACAUCGCCAGUGGUCGAGCCUGAUGUGGCGGUUAUCACACAAUAGAAAAGGUGCAGAUAGUACAGCGCAUCUGGCCUGCUUCUCACCAUGGCGUGAUAGGAAGAACUAGAAGAUAGAAGUUUUGUCUGGGAAUCAGUAAAUAUCAUCUUCAGAUCUCCUGUGUAGGAAGCUAGGUAGAUAUUACCGGAUCGCAAGUAACGAGCGGAUUCCACUGAUAGAAGCCGCCGGGGUUUGGCUAGUAAAUAUGUAUGCGAAAGAACAGCGCUCUUCGUCGCAAACGCCUCGGCAGGAUCCCCUUUCCCCGCUGGUGCAGAAUAAAUGAUGAUGAUGCAUGAACGCAAGGUGACAGCACUAGACUAGAUCAUACCGAGCAGAUCAUUUUGAUGUGUAUGACGCACUUGUUAUUUUCUGUUUCAUCGGCUAGCAAGCUGGUACUAGUACAGCCGAGGAGGAGGAGACAACCGUGGAGUUCGAGAACGCUGGCCAAAAAACCGGAAUCGAGGUAUGGCGCAUCGAGCAAAUGAAAGCAGUAUGGAAAAGAGAAAAUUUCGUUCAGCAAAGCGUUGUCUUGAGCUCCGCAUUGAUCAUUACUAAGUAUGACUACACCAACAUCCAGUCUGGCGGUUUGGUUUUCACGGAUGAAGUGAUGCUGAAACAAAAACGAAGUUGUAGUGAUGCGAUCUUCAGGAGAGAGCCAGAAAAAGAACGCUUUGAACAUGAACAUUUCUCUUUCACAUCCCGUCCCGUGGACCGACUUUGGGCAGUUUUAUUCUGGCGACAGCUACCUCGUUUUGCACACGAUCGCGGUGAAGAAAAAGUACGCUCACAUCUUGCAACCAAAAUCAUUCAUCGAAUCUGUGACGAUUCUGGACGCAUAAUGACAAAAAGGCAGGAGAAAAGUUUGAUUAUUUUUCCCCCGACAGAGCAAUACUGCGCGAAAACUUAAACUUCCAGGUAUGAUCUCUACUACUGGCUCGGGAAGGACUCUUCGGUCGACGAGAAAGGCGCAGCGGCCCUGAAAACGGUAUAUGAACUGCAAAAGUAUCGUACUCGUAUAAUUACAAAUUUCCUCAGCAUGAGACAUAAAAUUUGUCUUGCGGAUAUGCCUUAAGAUAAAAAUUUGUAAUGCAUGAUUCCAAUACGAGUAGGAUACUUUUGCACAGGAUACGGUAGAGCUCGACACCAAACUGGGAGACUUACCCGUGCUAUCAAAUGUAAAAAUGUCUGCGUCUGGAAGAGUCAUGCUGUUUUUGCAUGACACAGAAGGGCCGGCAUGGAAGCUCUAGCAUCACAGGUUUCGAGAAGCUUCCGCAAUGCCGAAUCCGCAUGACAAGUCCCCCACUUUGGUGACAGAAAGUGGGCAGCUUUUGCUACCUAUGCUUGAGAGAUUUUUCUGUGUUCGGAAAUACGCAUCACAAGUUUGGAUGUUCCAGACCCAGACAUUUUUACAUUUGAUACGUGCAGUACCGAGAAUGCGAAAACUACGAGUCGGGGCCGUUUUUGGCGCUGUGGAAAGCCUACGGCGGCAUUCGCUAUCUGCAGGGUGGAGCGGACUCCGCGUUUCGACACGUAGAGGCAACUAUGCACUUGAACACUUCUAGUGGGUUCUUUGGUGUGUCUCCACGACAAUCAGGCACUGGUUCCUUAAUAGCACAGGCGAAAUUGAAAGUGAGGUGUUUUGUCCUGGUGCGAUAGACAGGAACGACAUGAUGAGACUGCAUGUCUGUGGUGACCGAAAGACGGACACGCGAUUAUGAGCGAGUCAAUUGUUCCGUAUUCUCGUUAUAACCUGCUUACGCAUUUGCUUGCCAUGAAAACAUGCAGGACUACUAGAAAUAAGUACCACCAGAGCCAGAGGACACAUCAAAGAAGCGCUGUUUUCCCGCGAUAGUGACCGUUUACGAGAGCCGGUUGCUGCACGUACUGAAGUGCUUUUUUGUUUUCUGUGCAUCUUCGGGUGAACUUGGUUCCUCGAGUGCUUGGGUAGCAUGAAUAAUUCCUCUAUCAUUUUGCCAUCCGCGAUAACUGUGUACAGAAUACAGAACCACAGGUGAAAGGCAAGCGGCUUUGCCGAGUGACGCAGGUGGACAAAUCGAUAAAGUCGAUGAACCAGGGUGACGCUAUAAGAAAAGUGACCACGACGACACUAUUCGUGCUGGCCUCCAGGGGAAGAUGUGAAUUUGUUGCAGUUUCUGCAUGAGAUGAAAUGAACGUCCGGUCAUGAAGAUGUGGCGCUCAGGACUUCAGAAAAUAACAAACGAAAGACCACGACCCGUUAAGUACGCUUACGCCGUAUUACUGCAAGGCAAAUUUUUAUCCACGCCAAUGCAUGCCGGCACGUGAGGUGAUCACUUUUCCUAUCCACGCCUCUUCGUUUUGGACGCCGGAUUGAAGAUUUUUGUAUACUGUAUACACGGAAAGACGUUUUGGGUGACGGAAGUAGUGCGGUGCGGUUUAUCGAUGUCAUCGUGUUUGCAAUAAUGCCUCCUUCUCCACCUGCUCCAGCUGAUGUCAUCCCAUCGAGAAAGGUUUGAAAUGCUGUCCAUCCGAGAUAUCAUGUUUGAUUUCUGCAUGACAACCGACGAGAAGAAAAGAAUCUGGCGAAAUUAUCUCUCUUGACCCACAACUUUCCCUCCAUAAGCCGCGGCAAGGAGUGCAACAAGUAUGAAUCGCAAAAGGCGUUUGAAAUCGCCCGCGUGCUGAAGAUAUCAACUGUAAAAAUGUCUGGGUCUGGAAGAUUCUGAGACUUGUCAUGCACGUGUUGCAUGAGCCAUGAUGUCUGUGAUGCAUGCCCUACCAUCACAGAUUUUUUGCGGGGUUCUUGAUGCCAAUUCCGCAUGACAAAUGCCCUCUCUGUGUAGCAAAAAUUGCCUUCCCUCUGCUGCUCAUGCAAUACAGAUUUUUUUCGAUUCCAAAUGCAGCAUCACAAGUUUCAUUCUUCCAGACCCAGACAUUUUUACAUUUGAUAGAAGACGGAGAGGAACAGCAAACCGGAGGUGUUCGACUGCAAGACGGUGGCCAGCGAAGAGGCCGCGUUGGACUUCUGGAAGGAACUGGGCGGUGAACAAUCCCUCUCAGAAGCAGACGUGCCGGCGGCGGACGCGGGCGGUAGCGACGAGCUGCACGAGCAGGUGUCUGCGGAAAAAAUAAAACUGUACGAAAUGGUUUUAUCAACUGCCGGAGAUGACAAGGACCACUACGAGCUGAAGCCCGUCGAGAACGCGAAAGUUCCGUUCAAGAGCAAGGACGAAUUUCUGAAGGACGACGGCGUGUUCGUGCUGGACAGCGGCGCACCACAGCCCGGGCUCUUCGUCUGGUUGGGCAAGAAGGCGGACGCGGGGUUGCGGAAAAAAGCGGUAAAAACGGCCACGGACUGGUUGGGAAAGCAGGGGCUGCCGGAAUACACCGGGAUCGCGAGGGUAAGUACUGAAUACAGGAGAUAUAGUGCUUGUAGGUCCUUCAAUCGUGAAGUGAAGACGUUCUUCGGAUUUUCGAGCAUCGUACGCGUUCCAAUAAUUUUGAGACCGAGAAUAAUCUUCAUGUUAUGAUAUCCACCCUCUUUCCACAGAUGGACGCUGGCACGGAGCCGGCGCUUUUCAAAACGUAUUUCGCGCAAUUCGAUCCGGUGAAACUGCCAUCCACGCUGGACGUGCAGCGGUCAACUAGCAUUGCGGAGACCAGGGAAAGUGAGGUAUUGGAUUCGAAAGCGGGUUUGAUGUUGCCGGAAAUUUAGUGUUUUUAGAGCGAAGAAUUUUCUUCAACACACGAAAUGAAAUCGCAUGCUGAGUGGCGUUCCAAAAAAAAUUCUUCAGGUUUCUAUCGCGAACAUGCACGACAAUAACAAGUUGAAGCCCGGCGCCAACACCCGGCGAAAGUCUUUGCCCGCUGUCGCACGCGCAAAGGAGAGCGAAUCCCUGAAGAUAUGGCGCAUCGAGCAGUUUGAGGCGAAGGAAAUUCCGGAGGAUAGCUACGGCGAGUUUUACGCGGGUGAUUCCUACAUCAUCGAGUACGUCUACCGCACGAGCCCGGGCGGUAAGAUCGAGGAGGCCCUGCUUUACUUCUGGCAGGGCGAGGACUCCACCGCGGACGAAAAGGGAGCGAGCGCGAUUCUGUGCGCAAAGUUCGACACGGAAAGGUUCGGCGGGCAGGCGACGCAAAUCCGCGUCGUCCAGGGGAAAGAACCGAGCAAUUUCCUGCGACUGUUCGCCGGAAAAAUGAUUCUGCACAAGGGCGGGUGUGACAGCGGUAUAGAAAGAUGGUGACGAUCAUAGGGGUCGUUGAGGCUACAUAUUUUUUUUUCUCGUCUGCAGCAACCAGAGCUGAGGAUGUUUUUUUUGUCAAAAAGCGCAUGCUGAGAUGAUGAUUGUUGUUCGUUGUCCUCAGGCAAUAAAAUGCCUAUAAUCGGGUUCUGUUCUUCCACAAAAAUGCCCGCGCGACACAUUUCAAUGUCGCUAUCACCAGGAUUCCGCUCCACCCGCGCUUCUGCUGAGGAAACCACCAGCGGGGAUAGCAAUUCAGAUUGUGCUAAAAAAAGUGUCUCUUUCUCCUGGCCACCUCCUCAGGCCAGGACAUUUUCGCGUCCCAAACACCACACUGCUCUCUUACCUGGCCCAAAAAUUUGCCAGGCCAGGUAAGAGAGUGCCGUGGUGUUUUGGCCAACUUUUUUUGGGCCGACGGGGCCCUUUUUCCUUCCAAGCGCCACGCUAUGCUCUUACCUGGCGCCAAAACUUGGCAGGCCAGGUAAGAGGGUGCCAUGGUGUUUGGGCCAACUUUUUUUGGGCCGAUGCGGUCUGUUUUCCUUCCAAUCGCAAUGCUAUGCUCUUACCGGGCCUCAAAGUCUGGAGGCCCAGGUAAGAGCACAGCGCGGCCUUGUGCUUCAAGGGUGUCUCUUUCAUCUGGCCACCUCCGCUCUUCAGGCCAGGACAUUUUCGCAUCCCAAACACCACGCUGCUCUCUUACCUGGCCCCAAAACUUGGAAGGCCAGGUAAGAGAGUGCCGUGGUGUUUGGGCCAACUUUUGUUGGGCCGACGCGGCCUUUUUUCCUUCCAAGCGCCAUGAUAGGAUCUUACGUGGCCUCAAAGUUUGGAGGCCCAGGUAAGAGCACAGCAUGGCGCUUGUGCUUCAAGAGUGUCUUUUUCCUCUGGCCACCUCCUCAGGCCAGGACGUUUUCGCAUCCCAAGCACCACGCUGCUCUCUUACCUGGCCCCAAAACCCGGCAACCCAGGUAAGAGAGUGCCGUGGUGUUUGGACGAAUUUUUUUUGGGCCGAUGCGGUCUUUUUUCCAAGCGCCACGCUAUGCUCUUGCCGGGCCUCAAAGCCUAGAGGCCCCGGUAAGAGCACAGCGUGCUGCUUGUGCUUCAAGAUCAUCCUCCUUAUCUGGCCACCUUCCCGGGCCAAGACGUUUUCGCAUCACAAGCACCGCGCUGCUCUCUUACCUGGCCCCAAAACCUGACAGCCCAGGUAAGAGAGUGCCGUGGUGUUUGGGCCAACUUUCGCGGGCCGGAGCAAUCUUUUUUCCAGGCGCCGCGCUAUGCUCGUAGCUUGGUGGCCAAUCUAUUUUUGAUCUAUUCCGCCCAAAUAUCUAGUCGAAGAAAUUCACUACCAACAUUUCAAUGUCGCUAUCACCAGGAUUCCGCUCCACCCGCGCUUCUGCUGAGGAGACGAGCGGGGAUAGCAAGUCCGAUUUGAAGCUGUACCAUAUCCGCGGCCUGACGCCCUCCGAGUGCAAAGCGCUGGAGAUCACGGUGGACGCAAAGUUGCUGAACUCUAACGACGUCCUGGCACUCGUCAGUGCCACAAAAUCUUCGUACCUGUGGGUCGGCAAGGGAGCCAGUGCGGAAGAGCAGGAACUGGGCAAGGAGCUGUGCACGAAAUUGCUGGCGAAUAAAACAGCCUCUACAACUUCUUCGAGCACAACAACGCCGUUAUUUGAGACCAUCACCGAGGGGAGUGAGCCCGACAGUUUCUGGGAGCUCUUUCCCAACGGAAAAGAACCCUACGCCGACAACCCCGUGUUAUUCGAGGCGGAAUUUGAGCCGCGCCUGUUCCAGGUCUCCAACGCGUCCGGAGCUUUGCGGGUGGAGGAGGUGUACCAAUUCACGCAAACCGACCUGAUCGACGAGGACGUGAUGCUGUUGGAUACGUACAACUCCGUGUUCGUCUGGGUCGGCGACUUGUCGCACCCCGAAGAAUAUCCUGUGCAAAAGUAUCGCGCUCGUGCAAAGUUUUGCUGGAAUUGUACUUCUGCCUUAAAAAUCUGCAAGACGAUUACUUCUGCCUUAAAAAUCUGCAGGAGGUAGCGCGAUUAUACUUUUGCGGUGCAUAGAGAACAAAAAGAGGCCCCGAAGAUCGCGGAGUCCUACGUAAAAUCCGCACCGGACGGCAGAAGUGUCGAGGAGACCCCGAUUGUCGUCGUAAAGCAGGGGAACGAACCCCUACUCUUCACCUGCCACUUCGUUGGCUGGGACUCUUAUCCGCUGGAAUAGUUUAUUGCUCAGACAGAGUAGGUGGAGUUUGUAGUUGCGCUCGACACGAGCAAGACUGAUUUUUUGUGCGUGUGCUGCUCCUUUCGUCGGCAAUAUAAAAGUGGAGAGGAACAUAUGCAUACUCACGAAAAAUAAAUAUCGUCGACGUGGCAAAAAGGAUAUAUUUAUUAGUUUUCGUACAGACACCUGCUGUAGUGUUCUCGUUGUACUAAAGUCGAACCAUCGAUCGAGUCCUGUUUUUUAGCUAAAGAACCACUUACUUCUGCGCACUAAACCUGGUUCCAGCCCGAUAACCCAUCCAAGAAGAAAGGCUUUUCUGACGUUUACGAAGAGGCGCUGAAGCGGCGGAAUUCCCAGCUACAGCAGCAAAAGGACGAGGAGGAAAAGGCGCUGCAGGAGGAUAUAACCCGCUCAGGUGUUACAAUCUCAAGCGUUACAAUAGAAUCUGGAAUUUGUGUUGCAAGAAGUGCAUGAUCUACCCUACUCCCACAGGACUGCGCAUGACAAGCUCUGGAGUCCCAAUCCGCACUACAAUCUGGCGAGAUUUGUAUUGCAAAAAGUGGAACGCUGUCCGAGUCUGUCAUGUUGAUCACGCAAGACAAAUCUCAGACUCUAUUGUAACGCUUGAGAUUGUAACGUUUGAGCAGGUCAUAGAGGAGGCCGAGAAGCGCGCGGAGAAGGUGAGAUUGAUGGAGCAGCAGCGGGAAGAAGAAGCAAAGCAAAAGCGAGAGUCGAAGAACAAGGACGACAGCGCCACAACCGCAGCGCCCUGGGUAAAAAAGGAGCAAAAUCCGAGUGCCGGAGAUAGUACGGCGGAGCGGAAUAGCACCAAAGAAUCCAACCCACAGGACGCAAACAAGACGCUGGCAAAGUCGCCAACAGACGGAGGCAAGAAAACUACCAGUGGGUAUGGCGGAAAGAAAGAACAGAACCACUACUUCUGUCGGCAGAUCUUUUUCCCCUCGUUCGUUUAGCAAGCAUGGUCAACAUGCAGAUUGGCAUGGUGCGAUGACUAAGUAACAAGCAUGCCAAGAAUUUACUACUCUGCAUUGCAAGUUAUAGCCGUCUUCAAGCGUGAGACAUCAGAGAGCAUGUGGAUGAGAUUUGUGCUGGGAUGUGAGCGCUGUCUUUUCCCGCCAUAUUGAAACACCGGAGAGUCCGGUGACUCGGAGAACCAGUGUAAAAGGUACUGAUCUACUCGUUCUCAACGUUUUCUCGUUUUAGAGAGCUUUCUCGUGGUAUCUAUCCGGAGACUCAGACGCGAUCUAUGAAGUACUUUUUGUUUCGUACUAUCGUUAAAACCAGGCCGCGUAAUAGCACUUCUGUGCCAAAAACAGGAACGCGGCGUAGAAGUUCUAUUACGCGGUGCUGCGUAGGAGGUGGAGGCGGUAGUUGUACUACUGAUUCCCCCGCCGCCCAAGAAAGUGACCAGAAAAAGAACAACCUUGUAUCCACCAGCAAAGACUCCUCCACAACAGCCAGCAGCUUUGCCGAACAGCAAGGCGGGGCAGGCGCUUCCGAUAAGAAACCCAAACUCGAAAAAGGUGCCAACGGUCGGUGGAGCACGGUGGACACGGGCGGUUACAUCGGCUUUGCCAACGUGUCGCGUUCGAGCCGGGUUUCGUCAACGAUGGUUGGCGAGGGGGAUUUGAAAAACGAAAACGACAAGCUGGAGGGGAAAAAGGACGCGGUGGAGGAGUCAUACGCCUGUCCACGGAAAACGAAGUAUUCCCUGACGGAGCUGCAGCACGGCAAGCGCCCAAGCGACGUGGACCCGACGAAAAAGGAGCACUACUUGCCUGACGAAGAGUUUCACUCGGUCUUCAGCCUGAGUCUGGACGACUGGGAAAAACUACCGGUGUGGAAGCGGACGCAGAAGAAGAAGGAAAAGGGAUUGUUUUAAUAAGGUGGAAAGGAAUGUAGAUGUACGAAUACCUAAAAAAGAAAAAAUUUUUGCUUUUAGUACAACCACCUCCCGCGGAUGAGCAGUAGCGUAAAUAUAGUACGCUUUCGCUGCAGAUCGGGCGUCGUCUUCGUCAUUUAGAUAGCAAAGGGGUGUCCAUCGAAUGGUCUAAAGUGAUCGAGAAAAUACCUCUGAUGUUGUAUCACUAGCUUUUAUGAGUUUCUCCCUGCAGAAUGGCGGUGGGACCAGGAAGCAGAAUGGUAAUGCAGAGCAGGUGAGUUUAGAUGAGACAACGUUCCGCUCGUCCGGAAUGAAAGAGGUUCCAGACGUGAAUGCAGGAACAGAUGGUAAGAAUUCUUGAAGUAGUUCAAAACAGCAAAAGCUCUAACGUUUUUCUAGCCACAUCCGCAUCGCAUGCCUACUAAUGGAACCAAAUACAACAUGACUUUACCGCGGACUUUUAUGCAACGUAUAUUUUAGUUUUUCUUUGCCACAACCUUAAGUUUCUUGUAACUGCCUGAUGAGACACAUGCUUUGUCGAAUAUAAGCUGCGAAUGCAGCACGAUUAACAGAUCUCGGGUCCUCGACUUCGAAAAAAUUUUAAUUGACAAAAUGAAAUUUUUCAAGCUUGCGAAAAAAAUCAUGGGUAUUUUUUUAUCAAUUUGAUGCGAUUGUCCUUGGCGUUGUUGUGCUUAUACUGCUUCAUGCAAAGCGCCUGCUUAUGCAGGCUUCGCCAACAAAUUAGAGCUUUUGCUAUUGCUUGCACUACCUG